Molecule: messenger RNA, 2172 nt
Organism: Pediculus humanus corporis (human body louse)
Lineage: Eukaryota; Metazoa; Arthropoda; Insecta; Psocodea; Pediculidae
Product: sorting nexin, putative
Exons: 12
Coding region: 1-2172 (723 amino acids)
Biological process (GO): autophagosome maturation
Cellular component (GO): late endosome
Molecular function (GO): phosphatidylinositol-3,5-bisphosphate binding
Source: RefSeq, a predicted model, not a curated record
AUGGAUUUAACUGAUAUCAUACUUGAUCACCUUGUAACAAUUGGUUUUAGACAUGUAAAUGAUUAUAACAAAAUAUUAGAAUUAUCAUUAAAAGAAAAAAUUUCAAUCGAAUCAGCAUCUGUUAAAUAUUUGGGUAAAAGGUUGCAUUUUGCUGUUCGAAGCAGAGAAACAGAAUUACAAUAUUUGAGAUGUUUAUCAGAUUUAUUGAUAAAUCAUCUUCUACAAAAGUCACAAUUAAAUUGCUUGAGUUUUAAAGUACUCAUAAAAGAAAUACUUGCAGGAUGGGUUUUACUAUCCCUUACUGAUGUAUUAAGCGAUCCAUAUUAUAUUAAUUCUCUUAUAUUGUUAGCUCUCAAUCAUGAGCCUCUUACAAAUUAUCCGGAUAAUUCCGAUUCAAAAGUUCAAUUUUUACAAAAAUUUGUAGUUUACGAUGAGGAAAAUAUAAAUAAAAAAUCCGUUUUACAGUCAAAUUUAUCGAGCAUAUUUAAAGAUCAAAAGUUAUUAUAUCAAUUCAUGCAAUUUUUAAAAAGAGAAGGAGCCGUUCAUUUGUUACAAUUUUGUUUACACGUCGAAGAUUUCAGUAAAAAAAUUCUCAAUCCGGAAUUAAAUGAAUCCGAAAGAGAAAGUUUGUUUAACGAAGCCUGGGAUUUGUAUUCCGUUUAUUUCAAUGCCGAUUCACCGGAUAGUAUACAUUUUCCAAGCAAUAUUGUUGAUCAAAUGAAACAAAAUUCUGGACCGUCAAACAUAGUCAAACUUGUUAAUAAUCCAGUUCUUUUCAUGGCAUACGAAGUUGCUUAUUCGAUUCUAGACGAUAAUUAUUAUCCACUUUUUUAUUUGAGUGAUGAAUAUUUUAUUUUACUCUGCGGUGAAAAAAAACCCAAAAAAUCACCCAAAGGAAAUUACAGCUCACCCGUUCAGCCUUCAUCUCCCGUGAGAGGAAGAUACUUGAAGAAAAAUGAAAAAACAGAAAUGAGCGUCGUCGGUAAAAUAAGUAAUAAAUUUAAUAAACUUUUACAAUUUCAACCGGCCGAAGGGAGGCCAUGUUAUAAUGAUUCUCCUCUCGUUUUGGGAGAAGCCGAAUGCGUUGAAGAAUUAGAUAUUGAAAGUUUAAGUGAAAACGAACCGAGAGACAUGAGUAUGUGGAGAGUUAACAUAUCACAUGUUACAACGAAACAAGAUUCAAAUUCUAAACCUUAUCCGGUAUUUAACGUAAUAGUUUCUAAUAUCGAUGUCAAAGACGGUAAAAGUCCAAAAUCGAAAUCGAAAUGGACGGUCGAGAGAAGAUUUAACGAUUUUUAUAUACUUCAAGCAAAAUUAGCGGAAUUUCACGGGGAGUUCGAAGAUGGAACACAAUUGCCACCGAAAUCUGGAAUAUUUUCUCCGAGGGAAAUGAUUUUCUCGAAAGUCGAAGACAACCCCGCGGAAUUUUCCAGUUGUUUGUCGGCUCAAGACGGUAUAGGAAGAAUAAUAAGAAAAUCUGUCGAACCGAUAAAAUUGCGAAAAGAAAGGGGUCAACAUUUGGAAAAUUUUUUAACGGUUUUUUUAUCGUCGACGGAAGGUUCUAAAAAAUCAGGGAAAUACGAAUGGCAAGAUGUAUCGGUUGUACCGCCUCGUAAAAAACGCGACACGACUCAAACAAUUUUUAAAAAUAAUUUUAAAGAAUUCUUAACAACAAAGACUGAAGAGGUACAUUGCGGAGAACAACAAGUUUUAAAUUUGGUCGGAUCUUGGGAUUGCAUUUUUUACGUUUUAUCUAAUUUAAUGGGAGCGUCAAAUAGAUUUCUUCAAAUCGUGAUGGGUUUGAAAAAAUUUUUAGGACAAUCCGCGGAUUCUGUAGUGAAAAAAAUUUUACGAGAUGAAUUAAAACCUCUUCUCGUCUCGGCAAGGAUCUCGCAUUUAAUACGGUUACUUCAAGAUGCCAUAUUCAGUUCGAAAAACAACGCGAAAAAAUCAAACCAGGUCGUUUUGAGGGGUAAAAUCACGGCGGAAAUUGAAAAGUUGACAAAUAAUAAUUUUUUACAAGAGUUUUUACCGAAAUUCGGACAAGGAAUGGAAAAAAUGAUCGAUUCGAUACAAAAUCCAAUACUUAAUAAAAAUUUAUGUUAUUAUCUUUUAGAUGAAAUUGUGAGAAUUUUAUUUCCGGAAAUAAUUUUAACGGAAAAUUACGAAUAG